Messenger RNA from Colletotrichum siamense, 777 nucleotides. RefSeq names its product Inositol phoshorylceramide synthase regulatory subunit kei1 (gene kei1). The coding region runs from base 1 to 777 and encodes 258 amino acids. NCBI's taxonomy places the organism in Eukaryota, Fungi, Ascomycota, Sordariomycetes, Glomerellales, Glomerellaceae. Gene Ontology annotation, cellular component: inositol phosphoceramide synthase complex; Golgi membrane. The record is from RefSeq and is a predicted model, not a curated record. The transcript is spliced from 2 exons. Gene Ontology annotation, biological process: inositol phosphoceramide metabolic process. Gene Ontology annotation, molecular function: inositol phosphoceramide synthase regulator activity.
AUGGCGCUUACAAGAUUCAGGUUGCGGGUUCCGCGCCCAAAGACGUUCCUGGGCUGCAUCAGCCUGCAAACCGGCACCGAGAUCAUCUCACUGAUCCUGCUCUUCAACCGCCUCACCGGCCUGUACGGCCUCCUCGCGAUCCUCACCGGCUACGAGAUCUCCGCGACGCAGCUGUCGAUGUACAUGUACUCGGUUGGCGUCAUCGUCUGCCUGGCCAUGUUUCUGCCUCACAUCCGCAAGAACAGCCCCUUUGAGGCUCUCGGGCUCGCGUGGCUGUACAUCAUCGACACGAUCCUCAACAUCGCGUACACGACCUUCUUCGCCGUCGGCUGGUACCUCCACAGCACCGCUCUCGACAAGCACCCGGGCAGCGCGGGCGUGCCGGCCGCCGCGGAGAUUGCGGAGGAGGCGCUGGCGAACGGCGCGCCUGUCGUGCCGGACGUGCCCAAGACGACCAAGCACAUUGGCCCGCAGGAGUCGUGGAUGAGCCUGGGGCUGAUCAUCACCGUGACGCUGCUGAGGGUCUACUUUGCGGUUGUCGUCAUGUCGUUUGCGCAGAGCGUGCUGCAGCGCUUCACUGAGAUGGGCUGGGAAGAGGAGGGACGCAAGAAGGGCCCCGACGGACCGUUCAGCCCUGGCGAGCCCGACGGCGAGGGCUACCGUGGUCGCAUCGGCAGAGUGAUGCUUGCCCUGGGACGCAGCUACUGGCUUGACGAGAAGGCGCAGGAGGAGUGGGCGAGUGCGAUGAGCUCCAAGUUUAGGCACGCAGGCGCUUAA